Messenger RNA from Centruroides sculpturatus (bark scorpion), 1245 nucleotides. RefSeq lists its product as uncharacterized. The coding region runs from base 1 to 1245 and encodes 414 amino acids. The record is from RefSeq and is a predicted model, not a curated record. The transcript has a single exon. Lineage: Eukaryota; Metazoa; Arthropoda; Arachnida; Scorpiones; Buthidae.
AUGGAUAAUGAAAUUGGAACUGUGAUGGACUAUGAAAGUUUAUACCCGUCUAUAAAAAUUGAAUCAUGCAGGUUAGCACUUUUAGAUUUCAUGCGCAGCAAGAACCCAGAAUUGGCAUGUUACAAUAAUGAAUUAACAGAAAUAGCUAACCUUAUUUGUUAUGAAUCGUUUUUCACCUUUAACGGCCAUCAAUAUAGACAAAAAAGAGGAGUCCCUAUGGGAAGUCCCAUGUCGGGACUGUUGUGUGAGCUUGUAUUAAGAAGAUUGGAAAAAAGCGCUCUUUCUGUAUUCUUAAAUGACAUUGUUUACUUUAAAAGAUACGUUGACGAUGUCUUUGUAAUUUGGAAGAAUGACAAAAAAAUCGAUGAUUUUAUUAGCAUGAUCAAUAACAACGAUGAUGGCCUCAUGCUGAAGAUUGAACAAAAAAAUGCUUCACAGAUACAUUUUUUGGAUAUUGACGUUGAGUUCAAAGAAGGGCACUUGGCCACUAAGGUAUACGUAAAACCGACGCAUAGCCCUCUGUACAUUCCGUCCCACUCUAAUGAUCCUUACCAGUACAAAGUGGCUGCCUUCCGUGCCCUUAUCCAAAGGGCCUUUCUCUAUUGCAGUAGUGUGUUGGAUAGGCAACAGGAAAUUAAUAGAGUAUUAAAUAUUGCCAGAUCGCUAGGGUACAGGAGAGAUAUGAUAAUAACAUUGGUAAAAAAAUACAAAGUAAACAAAACUAAGGCUCAAAAAUGCGAUUUCGGCAAAAUUACAAAAUUCACGUAUGAUAAAAAGAGAAAAGACAUCAUGAAGGAAAUCGCGGUCCGCAAAAAAUCCAAGUUAAUUUUCAAGAGGGCUCCUAACCUGUAUAAAUUAUUAAGGAAUGACAAAGACAGAGUAGAUAAAGAAAAAAGAGCUGGAGUAUACAGGAUUCCUUAUGAAAAUCGUGAAUUGGACAUCAAUAAAAAUUAUAUUGGUGUCACUAAUAGAAGUUUAGGAGUCAGAAUAAAAGAGCAUAAGUAUAACAUCAGCAAGGGAUCUAGUGCCACUAUACUAUCGCAAAUGGCGCAAGUUGAAGGCUCAAUCGUCAAAUGGGACGAAGCAGAAAUUAUUAAAUCGGUACAUUCACCGACAUUGGCGAAUUGCGCAGAAAAAAUUGAAAUAUAUAAAAGCAAAUUGCAUGAUUCAUGCAUCAAUUCUAGAGAUUCUGAAGGGUUGCCUUCGGCCUGGAAAUACUUUAUCAAACGAUUGGACAAAUCUUAA